Molecule: messenger RNA, 999 nt
Organism: Aspergillus mulundensis
Lineage: Eukaryota; Fungi; Ascomycota; Eurotiomycetes; Eurotiales; Aspergillaceae
Product: quinone oxidoreductase family protein
Exons: 2
Coding region: 1-999 (332 amino acids)
Biological process (GO): cellular response to oxidative stress
Cellular component (GO): cytoplasm
Molecular function (GO): zinc ion binding; quinone reductase (NADPH) activity
Source: RefSeq, a predicted model, not a curated record
AUGCCCCCUCUCUCAACCAUGAAAGCCAUCGUCACCGAAAAGACCGGCGGCCCCGAAGUCCUCGAAGUCCGAGCCCACCACCCCGUCCCCACCGCAGGGGAAGGUCAGCUGCUAGUAAAGAACCAGACCAUCGGCAUCAACUACAUUGACACUUACUUCCGCACGGGCCUGUACCCUUCCACCAAACCGGAGAUCUUAGGACGCGAGGCCGUCGGCACCGUCGUGGGCGUCGGGCCUGGUGCCAAUCCUUAUAACUUCAAGGUUGGCGACCGCGUGGCUUGGCUGUCCACCGGUUCGUACGCGGAAUACACUGCUGUUCCGCAGGCGAAGACGGUGAAGGUCCCCGACGAGCUUUCGGAUGAGGAUGUCCUGGGUUCGUUCUUGAGCGGGCUAACGGUCUUGUCGCUGGCGAAAGAGACGUACCCUGUUCAAAAGGGGGAUUGGGUGCUGCUUCAUGCCGCUGCAGGUGGAGCUGGAUUCCUCAUGACACAGAUUCUAAAGAGCAUCGGCGCUACUGUUAUCGGAACGGCCGGCGGUCCCGAGAAGGUUGAGCUUGUUAAGAGCUUAGGGGCCGAUUAUGUGAUUGAUUAUCGCAGCGAGGAGGGCAAGGACUGGGUCAAGCAAGUUAAGGAAAUCACCCACGGUAGGGGUGUGGAUGUUGUCUAUGAUUCUGUUGGCAAGGACACAUGGGAGGGAAGUUUGGAAGCUGUCAAGCGGAAGGGAACUAUUGUCUGGUUCGGAAACGCCAGUGGCCCUGUUCCUCCUCUACCACUGCCCAAACUGAGCCCCAAGUGUGUCAAAGUGGCCCGACCAACUCUCUUUGGCUAUAUUGAAACUCGGGAAGAAUUCGAGUUCUAUGUCAACGAAUUGUUCAAUCUUCUCAAGAGCGGCGACCUCAAGGUGAAGAUUCACAAGGUGUAUCCUCUGGAUCAGGUCGCUCAAGCGCACAGUGAUCUAGAGGGACGCAAGACAACAGGAAAACUGCUUCUGAAGGCAUGA